This is a messenger RNA of Carassius auratus (goldfish), 3594 nucleotides long. RefSeq names its product adhesion G-protein coupled receptor G2. Lineage: Eukaryota; Metazoa; Chordata; Actinopteri; Cypriniformes; Cyprinidae. Bases 87 to 3098 code for a protein of 1003 amino acids. Gene Ontology annotation, molecular function: G protein-coupled receptor activity. Gene Ontology annotation, biological process: cell surface receptor signaling pathway; adenylate cyclase-activating G protein-coupled receptor signaling pathway. Gene Ontology annotation, cellular component: plasma membrane. The transcript has 14 exons. The record is from RefSeq and is a predicted model, not a curated record.
UUCAUGCGAAGAAUGUUAUAAGAAAAUUGUUAAAGAUUUAUUUCCGAAGCCUGUAGAAAACAAAACUAACGUCUCUCUCUAACAGGAUGCUCUCUCUGGGAAUCAUGUCUCGACAAAUGCGAAAUUUGAUGUGGCUUAUGAUCAUUUGUUGUUCUACAUGCCAGAUAAGCAGUUCUGAAAAUCAGAUCAAAAUCGACAUCCAAGUCUGUUUGACUGAUGAAUAUUUCUGGAACAGAAGUAGCUCACCAUAUCCAGAUAAUAACAUAUAUAAUUUUUACAUAAAUGUCACACUAAACAUCGAGCCUGUUAAUCCUGGAGAGAAAUGUAAAAAUGCGGUAUAUAAAAAAGAUCUAUGCAGCGGGAAAGAAGGAAGUAGAUAUGCUCUGCAUUAUACAAAUAAUCAAUGGAAGUGCGUGACCUGUGUUGAUGCAAAAUCAACCACCAUUACACCACUGCCACACACCACAUCUCACAAUCCAACUACCAGUGUAGCAACAAAUAUGACAACUUCCUAUUCAACUACUAGUGUCACGCCAAAUACGACAACUUCGGACACAACUACCAGUGUAGCAACAGAUAUGACAACUUCCUAUUCAACUACUAGUGUCACGCCAAAUACGACAACUUCGGAAACAACUACCAGUGUAGCACCAGAUUUGCCAACUUCCUAUUCAACUACUAGUGUCACGCCAAAUACGACAACUUCGGACACAACUACCAGUGUAGCACCAGAUUUGACAACUUCCUAUUCAACUACUAGUGUCACGCCAAAUACGACAACUUCGGACACAACUACCAGUGUAGCACCAGAUUUGACAACUUCCUAUUCAACUACUAGUGUCACGCCAAAUACGACAACUUCGGACACAACUACCAGUGUAGCACCAGAUUUGACAACUUCCUAUUCAACUACUAGUGUCACGCCAAAUACGACAACUUCGGAAACAACUACCAGUGUAGCACCAGAUUUGACAACUUCCUAUUCAACUACUAGUGUCACGCCAAAUACGACAACUUCGGACACAACUACCAGUGUAGCAACAGAUAUGACAACUUCCUAUUCAACUACUAGUGUCACGCCAAAUACGACAACUUCGGACACAACUACCAGUGUAGCACCAGAUUUGCCAACUUCCUAUUCAACUACUAGUGUCACGCCAAAUACGACAACUUCGGAAACAACUACCAGUGUAGCACCAGAUUUGACAACUUCCUAUUCAACUACUAGUGUCACGCCAAAUACGACAACUUCGGAAACAACUACCAGUGUAGCACCAGAUUUGACAACUUCCUAUUCAACUACUAGUGUCACGCCAAAUACGACAACUUCGGACACAACUACCAGUGUAGCACCAGAUUUGACAACUCCCUAUUCAACUACUAGUGUCACGCCAGAUACAAUAACACCCGAUCCAAAUUCCAUUGCUGCACCAGAUAUGGCAACCCCGAACCCAACUAAAAUCUUCACACCAAAUACAACAACUCUCAAACCAACUUCCAGUUUCACAUCAUAUACGACUACUCCCAAACCAACUACAAGUUUUGCAUUGUAUAAGACAACUUCUGACCCAGCUACCAGUUUCACAUCAUAUAUGACAACUCCUGGGCCAAUUACAACUCCUGGAUAUACUGAUUCCUCAAAGGCAUCUGAAGCCUUGGACAAUCUGGGGUCCAAGAUGGAAGAGAUGGAAAAAAGCAAUAAAAGCAAUGAGGCAGUUGUCAAGGAAGAUGCUGUUGGUCUCGUUCAUGUUCAAGCCAAGAACAAAGAAACCAAAGAGAUCAACAUAUGCUACUCUUCAGAUCAUGCUAUGGUUGUUGAGAGCCAAAGUGACAUGAAUACAAACUGUUCCUGGUCUGUAAAGAUUUCCAAGGAGGCUUUAAAUAAAUCACGUCUUGAAAACAAUGGCACUGCAUUUGUUGGAGUUCUACGAUUCUAUAACAUGAGAAAUAAGAAUGAAACCAAAAUUCACACUGUUUUGAACAAUGAGGUUUAUGGAAUCACAAUGAGGGCCAACAUCUCCAACCUUACGGAAAAUAUUGACAUGUACUUUAAAUAUAAAAAUCUGGAUGGAAAUGCAUCCUGUGUUUCUUGGGAUGGCAAAGGAGAACUUAAAUGGACAACAUUCGGCUGUGAGACAUUAAUCAACAACAACACCAUAAAGUGUUCCUGCUCACAUCUGACGUUCUUUGCAGUGCUGAUGUCUCCAGAUGCAAAUAUGACAGCACCUUACCUGGAAUCAUUGACCUUAAUUUCUUCUGUCGGUUGCGGCAUCUCCUUGUUUUUUAUGGCCAUCGCAUUAUUCAUGCAUUUCCUCCUACGGAAAGCCAAAUCAAAUCAGGCCACGAAGAUCCUGAUGAACAUGUUUGUGGCUUUGUCUCUACUGAAUGCCUCGUUUUUGUCAAACGAGAGCGUCGCUAACACAGGAGACAACGCUGCGUGUGUCUUCAUAGCGCUGCUCCUGCAUUACUCCAUGCUGGCCUCAUUCACCUGGUUCUUCAUUCAAGCUCUUCAUAUGUACUUAUGGCUCAUCAGACAGAACGUCUCCAUCACAAACUACAUGAGGAAGAUCACCGUGUUGGGCUGGGCGUGUCCGGCUCCAAUAGUCGUAGUUAUCGUUUCUGUAGGAGGAUAUAAAGCGAUGGCCCUAAACACAACGUCUGGAAAAAUCGCACGAAUGUGCUGGAUUACAGAUUUGUACAUUCACUACAUAGUGAACAUCGGCUACUAUGCUUUAGUUUUCAUCUUCACGACAGGAAUCUUCAUCAUGAUCGUCACUAAAGUAAUUCAGGCCAGAAACAUAAAAGCAACGAACAGCAAGAGAAAGACGUUCAGAAAGCAGCUGAUGAUGGUGUUGAGUUUGUUCCUGCUCUUCGGUCUGACGUGGUCUGUGGCGUUCUUCAGUUAUGGACCGAUGCUCGUUCCCUCAUAUUACAUAUUCACUGUGCUCAACUCGUUUCAGGGGUUUUUCCUCUUCCUGUAUUACUACCACAUUCACAAUGACGUCGCGGGUAUUUUCUCUGAUGAUCCUGAAAACAUGGACUCCACAACAACCAUCACUCAAUCCAGCAUUAAUGCUGUAGAAAAUAUUUAUAACUAGCAUAAUUUAGACAGAAGGCUUUAUUUGUCUCUGACUGAUGUUGAAACUGAUUUGUAAAGUCGUUGGUUAAGGGCAAACUGUGUAUUCUCACCAAAAUCAAGUUAAAAAACAACACAAAGACAAAUGUCAUGAUUGAACAAGAAAGAACUGUUUAAAAUUAUAAAAAUGGUACAUUUUUGUGAAAUAACUCAAGACGAAUGACAAAUAUCUGUUGAUUAUUAUUGUUUCUGUCUAUUAUCGUAGAAGGAUUUAACUGUGCUUUCAAAUCUCUGGUAUGAUCUGUAUGGUGCCCCUGCGUUGACAUGUUCAGUUCACGUUUUGUCGCGGCCACAAGAUAGUAAUUUGUGGGAAUGUAACAUUAUGUAAUGCCCUUGAGGUGUUAUGUUAUUAUCCAACAUAUUUUUCUCAGGGUCACGAGUUCAAUAUGUAAACAAACCUUCAUGACCAUAGCAACCCAGGAUUAUCAGAUAAUCAGAGAUAAGCAAACAUUUUCAUA